GACCUCAGUUUACAACACAGGAAAGAAACUUCCGUGGUUUUGAGUAUCACAAAAGAAAUGGUCACAGAAACUUUAUGCCUGGUCUAAUCAUGGACUUUGGGAGCAAAUUUCUCAAUGCAAGACACCCUGCUUUAUGUCAUGUCAGAAGAAUUGAUAAAAAGGCAAUGGAGCUAGGGACAGUACUCAAUGUGAAUAGUAAGACAAGUCCUGGAAAUUUAUUCAGUGGAAGAUCUCGACAUGUCAGAACUCCAAGAAAUGUUGCCAGGGUAGCUGCAGUAAUGAACACAUUGUGCCAAACACAUUGGAGCUAGAAAUACUUCUCCUGUAAGCUCUGCAAGGAGAAACUCUUUAAUGUUAAGCAAAUCCAGCUGGUCAAGGAUAUCAACUGAUAUGAAAUAUCACCCAUAUCGGCCAAUUAGAAGGCAGUAACUAAAACCUGAAGAUUUACCAUGAAGAAUACAGUUUUGUACCUGGAUCAGAACUCUCACAAAUAAUCAGCUAGGUAAACUUGUCUCAAACUUUGAAUUAAAUUGUUCUGUAAAUUCUCAGAAGGUUCGACGGUAUGCUCCUCUCAAGUCUAGUGAUCCAGUAAAUGGUGGCCGCGGCCUGCUCACUUUAUUGUGGAGAAACCAACCUUUCCAAACAAAUUGAUGGUGUUUUGUGCAGUGUGAAGGUUGAUGGAACAUUUGGAAUGGAAGUAUACAGAAAUCAAACCAUGAAUGGGGCUCGAUACCAUUCUUUGUUACAGUUCACAGCUUUGCCUGAAUUAGAAAUAAGAAAAGGUGGCAAUCUGAAUACCCUAUGGUGGCAGCAGGAUGGCGCACCAUGCCAUGUUACUGAUCACAACAUGAGAUAUCUGGACCGUAAGUUUGAGGGUAGAGUUGUUAGCAGAAGAGCCAUUAGAGGGCAUGACUGGCCGGCCAGGUCACCUGACCUAAAUCCAUUGGACUUUUUUCACUGGGGGUUCUUGAAAUCCCAAGUAUACACACCAAAACCAAGAGAUUUAAACGAGUUAAAACUGGCCUUGAAGAGAGCAGUUGCUAGAGUAGACGUUGAUAUUUGCAGGAGAGCAGUUAUGGAUGUAAGGAAUAGAGCAGAAAAUUGUAUUGCAAACCAUGGUGGGCAUUUUGAGUAGAAAGACCAUAUAAAUGUUUUUGUAUCAAUAUUCUAUAUUAUUUUUGUAAUUGUAAACCAUAAUUUUCAUAUAUUGAA
This is a messenger RNA of Eurytemora carolleeae, 1212 nucleotides long. RefSeq lists its product as uncharacterized. The transcript has a single exon. Lineage: Eukaryota; Metazoa; Arthropoda; Copepoda; Calanoida; Temoridae. The record is from RefSeq and is a predicted model, not a curated record. Gene Ontology annotation, molecular function: nucleic acid binding. The coding region runs from base 593 to 1135 and encodes 180 amino acids.